This is a messenger RNA of Argiope bruennichi, 845 nucleotides long. RefSeq names its product transmembrane protein 223-like. Lineage: Eukaryota; Metazoa; Arthropoda; Arachnida; Araneae; Araneidae. Gene Ontology annotation, biological process: nervous system development. The transcript is spliced from 2 exons. The coding region runs from base 106 to 798 and encodes 230 amino acids. Gene Ontology annotation, cellular component: mitochondrion. The record is from RefSeq and is a predicted model, not a curated record.
UGUAAAUAAAAACAGUGUUGUUAUUGCUGUCUGUGUUUUUGAAUGCGCUUUGCUAUGUUUUAAAAUUUUUUGUUGGGAAAUUCUUUCCUGCAUUAACAAUUGAACAUGAAUUUUCCUUUUCUUCUACAUUCAUCCAAAUUUUAUUUCUUUUGGCCAACAAUAAAGAGAACUUUAUUUUAUAAAUCCAGUGGAUAUUUAGAGCCUAAAGCAUCAAGUAAAUUUUUUUCAAGUGGCUACUUUCCAACUGAAAAGGUUACCAGUUUGAAAAAAGACACUGUUCUAUACUCAUUAGAAAAGACCAAGUUAAUUCGUAACCUUACCAUUUACGGCAUAGCUCAGUUUGGUAUAUGUACAGUUCUUGGAUUUAAUAUUUUUAUCAGUCUUAAAGAUACACAGCCAUCAAGAAACAUUAACACACAGUCCAGUAAGGAAGCAUGGAGAGAUGUAAAUUUGGGUGCUGUUAAGCACAGAAUCAUAUCUAGUUUAGCAUGUUUCAGUUUAGGAUUUUUAACUGCUUUCAUUUGCUACUCCUUACCAUCACGAAUUGUGAAAACUAUAACAUUAUGUAAAGGAGGUAAUGUGGCUUCUUUUGUAACUUAUGGACCAUUUGGUAAAACUAGACGCAUAAAAGUGCCUCUUCAGCAGAUGUCCUGCAUGAUGACUCGGGAGCAAGCUAAAUCAUAUAUACCUAUUAAAAUAAAAAACAGGUGGUUUUAUUACUUAAUUGAUUGUAAAGGAGAGUUUCAUCAACCUGCUCUUUUUGAUGUGACUGUUGGAACUAGAAAUUGGAAAUUUUAAAAGUGUUAUGUUUUUAUGUACUUAAAUUAAAGUUUUUUUUCUUGUUU